Cannabis sativa is the source of this 633-nucleotide messenger RNA. RefSeq lists its product as uncharacterized. The record is from RefSeq and is a predicted model, not a curated record. Bases 1 to 633 code for a protein of 210 amino acids. The transcript is spliced from 3 exons. Lineage: Eukaryota; Viridiplantae; Streptophyta; Magnoliopsida; Rosales; Cannabaceae. Gene Ontology annotation, molecular function: nucleic acid binding; zinc ion binding.
AUGGAGUUUGAAUUCCAUAUGAGGGAGCUAGACAACUUGGAUAAGCGCAUAAGACCGUACCUGGAGAAAAUUGGCCAUGAAAAAUGGUCAAGGUAUCAUUCAGAAAACAACAGGUACUCUACCAUGACAUCAAACAUAGCUGAGGCACUGAACUCAGCAAAUUUAGCAGCAAGGGAAACACCAGUGACAACAUUAAUGGAGUGCUUGAGGGCACAAAUGCAAGAGUGGACAUACAAUAAUAGAAAGGAGGCACAAAAAUGCACAACAAGGCUGACACCAUCAUCUGAGAAAAAACUCAUAGGGAACUAUGUACAGUCAUUGCGACUAACAAGAAUCGCCGUCAUGAAGGACUUGAACAUAAACACAUACAACUACUGUGCACAAUACUACACAUCAAAAGCAUGGCUGCAAACAUAUGAAGAAACAGUAUACCCAGUUGGAAACGUAAGAGAAUGGGAACUUCCAGAAUUUUUUGAAGAAAUCAUAGUGUUGCCUCCAAAGGAGAGAAUCAAGUCUGGAAGGCCGAGGAAAAGAAGAAUCGCAGCAGCUUGGGAAACAAAGAAACAAAACAAGUGUGGCAAGUGUGGACAAAAGGGACAUAACAAAAAGUCCUGCAGAAGAAUUACAGCAUAG